This is a messenger RNA of Rosa rugosa (rugosa rose), 2919 nucleotides long. RefSeq names its product chloride channel protein CLC-c. Gene Ontology annotation, biological process: transmembrane transport; chloride transport. Gene Ontology annotation, molecular function: voltage-gated chloride channel activity. Bases 173 to 2518 code for a protein of 781 amino acids. Gene Ontology annotation, cellular component: intracellular membrane-bounded organelle; plant-type vacuole membrane. The record is from RefSeq and is a predicted model, not a curated record. The transcript is spliced from 8 exons. NCBI's taxonomy places the organism in Eukaryota, Viridiplantae, Streptophyta, Magnoliopsida, Rosales, Rosaceae.
AGCUGCUGACAGUUACAUAUAUCGGACAGAAACAGGGUUAUCUUGAUUCUUCAUCUAAUCUCAUAAAAGUCCAAGGUUGAAUUUUCAGGGCAAAUAAUAAUAAUGACUCGCUGGCACUCGUUGAAUCUGUAGUUGUGUACCCUUUCAAUUUUUUCUGGGAGGUAAUUGAUUGAUGGAUCCAGAAAGGAAUAGCAGCAGCCAAUUCCUUGUUGGGGUUGGUAGUGACCUUGAGAAUUUUGAUUUGUUGGAGAAGGAGACUGAGAAUAAUGAGAACGACAGGACAUGCAGCUACAGAGAACCGCUUCUGAGGAAAAGGACCAACACAACAUCUCAGAUUGCCAUCGUUGGUGCCAAUGUCUGCCCCAUUGAGAGCCUUGACUAUGAGAUUUUCGAAAACGAUCUAUUUAAGCAGGACUGGAGGUCAGCAAAGAAGAGUCGAAUUCUGCGGUAUGUGGUGCUAAAGUGGGCAUUUGCACUUGUCAUUGGGCUUGUGACUGGCCUAGUUGGCUUCUUCAACAACAUUGCAGUCGAGAAUAUUGCUGGAUACAAGCUGCUGUUGACUAGCAGUUUCAUGGCAAAGGCACAAUAUUACAAGGCUUUUGCAGUACUUGCUUCCAUGAACGUAGGUUUAGCAACAGCUGCUGCGGCUCUUUGUGCUUUCAUUGCUCCUGCAGCAGCAGGUUCUGGUAUUCCGGAGGUCAAAGCUUAUUUAAAUGGAAUAGAUGCAUAUUCAAUACUGGCUCCAAGCACUCUUUUUGUCAAGAUUUUUGGUUCCAUUCUUUGUGUUUCUGCCGGAUUUGUAGUUGGUAAAGAAGGCCCCAUGGUACAUACAGGUGCAUGCAUAGCCUCUUUGCUUGGGCAGGGGGGUUCUCGCAAGUAUCAUUUGACCUGGUCGUGGCUAAGAUACUUCAAAAAUGAUCGUGACCGACGAGACUUGAUCACAUGUGGUGCUGCAGCUGGUGUGGCUGCUGCCUUUCGUGCUCCGGUUGGCGGUGUUCUCUUUGCCCUUGAAGAAGCAGCUUCAUGGUGGCGGAGUGCUCUUCUUUGGAGAACCUUUUUCACGACAGCAGUAGUUGCAAUUGUACUGAGAGCUUUCGUACAGUAUUGUGCUACAGGAAACUGUGGCCUAUUUGGGGAAGGCGGUCUGAUUAUGUACGACGUCAGUGCAGCUGACGCAACAUAUAGUGCCCCCGAUAUACUAGCAGUAUUACUCCUCGGUGUUUUUGGAGGAAUUUUUGGAAGUAUAUAUAACUAUUGUGUUGACAAGGUCAUUCGAACCUAUAGCAUCAUUCAUGAAAAAGGUGCUGCUCCGAAGAUCUUACUUGUUAUCACCAUUUCCCUAUUGACGUCAUCCGCUGCUUUUGGCUUGCCAUGGUUUGCAAGGUGCAUCGCAUGCCCUACUGAUCUGACUGUCACUUGUCCUACUGUUGGGAAAACUGGCAACUAUAUAAGCUUCAACUGCCCAUCAGGCUAUUACAAUGACAUGGCCUCCCUCUUUCUGAACACUAACGACGAUGCUAUUCGUAAUCUAUUUAGCACCGAUACAACAAAAGAAUUCCACAUAUACUCUCUUUUCAUCUUCUUUGCUGCUGUUUACAUCCUUGGAAUUAUUACAUAUGGCAUUGCUAUUCCUUCUGGACUUUUCAUCCCUGUCAUACUAGCCGGAGCUUGCUAUGGUCGUCUUGUUGGGAGGUUGUUUGAAUCAAUAUCUAGUCUCGACACAGGCCUCUUUGCCCUACUUGGAGCUGCCUCGUUCCUUGGUGGCACUAUGCGGAUGACAGUUUCCCUAUGCGUCAUAUUGCUUGAACUUACCAAUGACUUACUGUUGCUUCCCCUGGUGAUGUUGGUCCUGCUUAUUUCAAAAACUGUGGCUGAUAACUUUAACAAGGGAAUUUAUGACCAGAUAGUUAAGAUAAAGGGAUUGCCUUAUUUGGAGGCUCAUGCAGAACCUUACAUGAAGCAUUUGGUCGCAAGUGAUGUUGUUUCAGGUCCAUUGGUUACCUUUUCUGGUGUUGAGAAGGUAGGCUGUAUACUGCAUGCUUUGAGGACCACAGGGCAUAAUGGAUUCCCAGUGAUUGAUGAACCACCUUUUUCGGACACUCCCGAGUUGUGUGGUCUUGUUUUAAGGUCCCAUUUGCUUACUUUGCUCAACGGUAAGAUCUUUUCAAGGGAAAGGAUUGUUUGUGGAGAAGAGAUCUUACGCAGAUUUGAUGCAUUUGAUUUUGCCAAGGCGGGAUCAGGAAAGGGACUCAAAGUGGAAGAUCUUGAUAUUGAAGAGGAAGAGAUGGAAAUGUAUGUUGACCUCCAUCCUAUUACAAAUGCAUCCCCAUACACAGUUGUUGAGACAAUGUCACUAGCCAAAGCCGCUAUUCUGUUUCGACAACUUGGUCUCAGGCACUUAUGUUUGGUACCAAAGAGCCAAGGGAGAUCUCCAAUCGUCGGAAUUCUGACACGGCAUGACUUCAUGCCAGAGCACAUUCUGGGGAUCUUCCCUAAUAUCAAGCCUCACAACAACUAGAUCAAGUGCGUUGAUAAAUUCAACAAAAUUUUGAUGGUGCAAUAUGUCCCUUGAUCUGUUUAAUGCUAUCUCGAACUUAUGGAGGAGUGCGAAUGGGCGAGAUUUUGUUUGAAGAAAGUCAAUAGUUAUGCAUGCAACAUGAACUGGAUGAUAAUCUCAGGAAUUACUUAACCCCUCGUGUCUGUUGUUUGUUGAUGGGGCAAUCUUCGUGGAUGUAUAAAGAUCUUUGUAACUCUUUAAGACCUGCCAUGUAGAAUAGAACUGGAAAAAUUCAUUCCGAUGCACAGCCAUUAUUGUACCAAGAAUUUUCCUGUACGUCUCCUUUCGUGUAUAGGCAUUGUUUUGUACACAUUUGAAAAGAACAAAAUAAGAUAUAUGGAUGCUCUUGCCUUGAAGGUCUC